This is a messenger RNA of Capsella rubella, 1643 nucleotides long. RefSeq names its product peptidyl-prolyl cis-trans isomerase CYP37, chloroplastic. Lineage: Eukaryota; Viridiplantae; Streptophyta; Magnoliopsida; Brassicales; Brassicaceae. The record is from RefSeq and is a predicted model, not a curated record. Gene Ontology annotation, biological process: protein peptidyl-prolyl isomerization. The coding region runs from base 101 to 1495 and encodes 464 amino acids. Gene Ontology annotation, molecular function: peptidyl-prolyl cis-trans isomerase activity. The transcript is spliced from 12 exons.
CGAAGAUGAGGCGCGCGAAGAAGAAAAAAAAGCUCAUCGUUCGUUUCUCCUCUCUAUCCUUGUCUGAGUUGUCUCUGUAACUUUGUGAAGCUUCACAUCAAUGGCUUCUCCUUUGUCUUCUUCCACCAUCGGCUCUCACCGGAUUUUAUUUCUCCACCCUUCACCUCUCAAUCGCAGAUCACUCUUCGUAAAACCCAAAUUACCCUUUAAUCGAACCAAUUCCGGAGAUUUCCGCAUGCGUUUGCAUUCUACAUCCAGUAAGAUUGGCACUAAGGAACUUAUACAUUCUCACAAAUCUUCAAUUGAAUCAAAGUUGAACCCUUUUGAAGCUGGGACUAAGAAUCUCGAGAAAUUGGUUGCAACGAUGCUGAUAUUUGUUCAAGUUUGGUCUCCAAUGCCCUUGCUUGGUCUAGACUCUGCUUACAUUUCACCUGCAGAGGCUGUUCUUUACUCUCCCGACACGAAAGUUCCAAGAACUGGGGAGCUUGCUCUCAGAAGAGCUAUUCCUGCUAAUCCAAGCAUGAAGACAAUACAGGCUUCAUUGGAAGAUAUAUCAUAUCUUCUAAGGAUUCCGCAAAGAAAGCCUUAUGGUACCAUGGAGAGCAAUGUCAAAAAAGCUCUGAAGGUGGCUAUAGACGAUAAGGAUGCGAUAUUGGCUAAUAUACCAGCUGACUUGAAAGACAAGGGCUCAGAACUGUAUGCAACCCUGAUUGACGGCAAGGGUGGACUUCAGUCACUUAUAACAAAUAUUAAGAAACAAGAUCCUGAUAAAGUGUCCCUUGGCCUGGCAGCAUCACUAGACACAGUUGCAGAACUGGAGUUAUUGCAGGCAUCAGGAUUGUCAUUUUUACUUCCUCAGCAGUACUUAAACUAUCCAAGGUUAGCAGGUAGAGGAAUUGUGGAAAUCACAAUUGAGAAAGGUGAUGGUUCAACAUUUUCAGCUGAAUCUGGGGGUGAUCAAAGAAAGAGUGCUACAAUCCAGAUCGUUAUAGAUGGAUAUUCAGCACCCCUAACAGCAGGGAAUUUCGCAAAACUGGUAACUAGCGGUGCAUAUGAUGGAGUCAAACUCAAUACAGUGAACCAAGCUGUUAUCACAGAGGAUGGGAGUGCUAAGGUGGAGAGUGUUAGUGUGCCAUUGGAAGUAAUGCCUUCUGGACAGUUUGAGCCACUCUACAGAACCCCAUUGAGUGUUCAGGAUGGGGAGUUACCAGUUCUUCCUUUAUCGGUUUAUGGAGCUGUUGCAAUGGCGCACAGCGAAAACUCAGAUGAAUACUCUUCUCCUUACCAAUUCUUUUUCUACCUAUACGACAAAAGAAACUCUGGCUUAGGAGGUUUAUCCUUUGAUGAAGGGCAGUUCUCAGUCUUCGGAUACACAACAUCAGGAAGAGAUAUUCUUGGGCAGAUCAAGACAGGAGAUGUAAUCAAAUCUGCAAAACUAAUCGAAGGCCAAGAUCGCCUCAUUUUGCCUGCUCUAAACAACAACUCAUCCACUUGAUUCUUCUUUCCUUCUUUGUAUCAGAAAAUGUUCUAACACUUCCGUGUCCAGUAACAGAGUGCUAAGUCCAAAUCUCUGCAAUUGUGUCUGGAUCUUAUUCGAUUUCGAACAUUACGAGAAAAGAAAAAAAGAAAAGCGUUUGAGUUUA